AUGGUGUUGAAAUCUUCGUCAUUGCUUUCGCUUUCACAGCCUCGCACGACUGGUGAGGACUCCGUGGAGAUUGCCCACACCUUGGGCGGCAACACACGAACCGGCGGCCAGAAGCUGGCAGGUAUCCGCGGUUGGCUUGCGAGGUAUGACAGACAUUUCGAAUAUGCUGCUUCCGUCGUUGUGGGACUGCACGUCAUACUGCUCCUUGUGGAGCUGGAACUGGAAAGAGCGAGUUCUGCCUUGGCUCUGGACCUAUCCGACUGGCCAGCAGUGGCCGAGAAUCCCUGGAGAUAUCAGUUACGGGUGCUCGACGUGGUGUUCGACUUCUAUUUUCUCCUGGAUUUGUCCCUGCGGAUGUUCGUCCAACGAUGUAGCUUCUGCAAAUCCAGCAUGAACUGCUUCGAGGCGUGUCUUACAGCGGGCUCCCUGGCUGAUCUGGUGAUCAUUGCAAACGCUGGCGGUCUUGCCCAUCCCGCAGAUGCGACGGUCCUGCAUCUGAUCCGAGCGGCUGCAUCCUUGCGACUGAUUCGCUUCUGCAAGUUUGUCGAGGGCGUGCACAUGCUUUUGAAGGCGUGCACUUCAUUUUUGCCCUCCUUAUGUUGGUCGAUGGUGCUGCUGACGAUUUUCAUGCUGGUGGGGGCACUGACGAUAGGAAACCUCAUCCAGGACUACAUCACCAAUCCGCAAGUGAACAGAGAAGACAGAAUCUGGUUGUGGCAACAUUACGGAACCGCCCAGCGAUCUUUGUACACCAUCUACGAAAUAACUUUUGCCGGCAAUUGGCCCGUCAACGUUCGACCUGUGCUGAGCGGGGCGAACCGUGCAUUCGCCUUCUUCUUCGUCGCUUACGUGACCAUUAUCGUUUCUCGGCACGAAGGUACUGCAUUGUUCCACAUUUUGGACAAUGGAGACGGUGAGGUUACGAGAGAGGAAUUUAUCGAUGGCAUUCUACGCUGCAAAGGCCCAGCACGUGCGAUUGACCAGUUGGUCAUGCACGCUGAGCUGAAGCAGCUCGAGUCGAAGAUUGCCCAGUUCAUCCGCACGUUGGGAUCAGCGAAAAUCGCCGGCCAGCUCAACAGCAACAGGGGAACCAGCAGCAGCAGUUCCCCGACGACGUCGUUUCUGCGAUUUUUCCGCCGCUUCGUCAGCAACUACUCGUCAGACCCCAAGCUGGCAACUUGGAGGCGCAGGGGCGAACAUACCUCAACAGUUUCAAAGAACCCACCUAGAAAUUCAAUGGUUGGUGCUUCAGAACUCUAA
Symbiodinium necroappetens is the source of this 1260-nucleotide messenger RNA. The record is from the annotation of a GenBank genome assembly. NCBI's taxonomy places the organism in Eukaryota, Dinophyceae, Suessiales, Symbiodiniaceae.